Molecule: messenger RNA, 1864 nt
Organism: Lates calcarifer (barramundi perch)
Lineage: Eukaryota; Metazoa; Chordata; Actinopteri; Centropomidae
Gene: prpf4
Product: PRP4 pre-mRNA processing factor 4 homolog (yeast)
Exons: 15
Coding region: 209-1741 (510 amino acids)
Biological process (GO): mRNA splicing, via spliceosome
Cellular component (GO): U4/U6 x U5 tri-snRNP complex
Molecular function (GO): protein binding; U6 snRNA binding; U4 snRNA binding
Source: RefSeq, a predicted model, not a curated record
CGGGUUUUCUCCUUCUUACUGUUUGUUUGCUGCCACUGUACCCAUCAGAAGAACAACCUUUGACCCGGAAGCAGAUGAGGUGUUUACAUCCGGGGCACUGCGCUGGAAGACGCCGUCGUUGCUUCGUUUGUCUUCAGCUUUUUCCCAUUAGCCUCUGGGGCCUCAGCAGCAGCAGCAGUAAAAGAAGAAGAAGACGACGUGAGUUAAAAUGUCCGACGAGGAGGACAUGGCUCCGGCCGUGAAGAAGAGUCGUGUUUUCUACGGAAGCCUGGAGGAGAAAGAGCGGGAACGUCUGAGCUCAGAGAUGUUGAGUGGUGCCACGACAGGAAGUGAUGGGGUGAAGGCGGGCAUUGAGGCAGGAAACAUCAACAUCUCCUCAGGAGAGACUCUGGAGAUGGAGGAGCGGGUCAGCGAGCGCCAGCAGGAAGCGCUCGCCGAGUUUGAACGGCGGAGGCGAGCGCGACAGAUCACCGUCUCCACCGACGACGCCGAGGUGAAGGCUGGCCUCCGGGCGCUCGGAGAACCAAUCACGUUGUUUGGAGAGGGACCAGCUGAUCGCCGAGAGAGACUGCGCAGUGUUCUGUCUGUGGUCGGUCCAGAUGCUCUGAAGAAGUCCAGGAAGGACGAGGAGAGAGCCAAGAGGUCCCAGGACGAGUGCCAGCAGACGUGGUACCAUGAAGGCUCUGCCUCCCUGAGGGACGCUCGGCUCUGGUUGGCUAAAUACUCUCUGCCACGGGCGAUGAGGCGUCUGGAAGCUGCUCGUGCUCAGAAGGACGUUGCUGAGGCAACCAGGACGAUCCGACAACAAGAGCUGCACAAGAGCCUGAGGAAUCUGAACAACUUCUGCAGUCAGAUUGGAGAUGAUCGACCAAUCAGCUUCUGCCACUUCAGCCCCGACUCCAAGAUGCUCGCCACUGCCUCAUGGAGCGGUCUGUGUAAGCUGUGGUCCGUCCCCGACUGUAACCUGAUCCGAACACUCAGAGGACACAACACCAAUGUGGGCGCCGUCGUCUUCCGCCCGCAGGCCGGAGUCUCUCUUGACCAAUCAGACGUCAGCUUGGCUUCGUGUGCUGCCGACGGGUCAGUGAAGCUGUGGAACCUGGAGAGCGAUGAGCCGGUGGCUGACAUCGAGGGUCACAGUGAGCGAGUGUCUCGAGUUUCCUGGCACCCGUCAGGAAGAUUCCUGGGAACGACCUGUUAUGAUAACUCGUGGCGUCUCUGGGAUCUGGAGGUUCAGGAGGAAAUCCUCCAUCAGGAAGGUCACAGCAAAGGAGUCCACGACCUCCACUUCCACCCUGACGGAUCACUGGCUGCUACUGGAGGGCUGGAUGCAUUUGGCCGUGUCUGGGACCUUCGGACCGGCCGCUGCGUUGUCUUCCUGGAGGGACACCUGAAGGAGAUCUACAGCCUGCACUUCUCCCCCAACGGGUAUCACCUUGCGACAGGAAGUGGUGAUAACACCUGUAAAGUUUGGGACCUGAGAAACAGGAAGUGUCUGUACACUGUCCCUGCCCACCAGAACCUGCUCUCAGCUGUUCGCUUCCAGCCUACAGAUGGUCACUUCCUGUUGACAGGAGCAUAUGACAAUACGGCAAAGGUUUGGAGUCACCCCGGCUGGACGCCACUGAAGACGCUUGCUGGACAUGAGGGGAAGGUGAUGGGCGUUGAUGUGUCACCUGACGGGAAACUGAUCGCAACUAGUUCCUAUGAUCGAACCUUCAAACUCUGGCUGUCUGAGUGAUGUCACCAGUGAUGUCAUGAUGAUGUCACAGCAGUUAAACACAAGAAUGGAUUUUUUUCUGGAAAAUGAAUUUUUGUUGUUGUUGUUGUUUUUUCAAUAAAAAUUAAAGUUUACAUUUCUGAA